This is a messenger RNA of Ilex paraguariensis (yerba mate), 1829 nucleotides long. Lineage: Eukaryota; Viridiplantae; Streptophyta; Magnoliopsida; Aquifoliales; Aquifoliaceae. The record is from the annotation of a GenBank genome assembly.
AUGGUAAGGGAGUACCUUGGGCAAUUGAUGGGGGAGUACAUAUCAAUUGGUUUGGAGAAAGAUAAGGAAUUUGUAACUCCUGGGAAAAUUCUUAAAUGCAGGGCCACCCACUCUGAUUUUGUCGUACCCUACCAAAAGUAUGUGAAAAACAUCACCAAUCAGCUACCCAUUGGAUCAAGAUUCAAAAUGAAACUCGAUAUGGAUGAUUCUCCAGAAAGAAGGUUCAGUGGUGUCGUAACUGGAAUAGGUGAUUUGGAUCCAUAUAGAUGGCCAAAGUCCAAAUGGAGAUGCUUGCUGGUCAGAUGGGAAGAAGAUAUUGUAAGUGAUCAUCAUGGACGGGUCUCACCAUGGGAGAUUGAUCCUUCGGAUUCUCUAUCACCCUUGAGCAUCCAGUCCUCGCCAAGGCUUAAGAAACUGCGGACAAAUCUGCAGGCUACCCCACCCGACAACCCUGUUUCUGGGCGAGUCGGGUUUUUGGACUUUGAGGAGUCUUUAAGAUCCUCCAAGGUCUUGCAAGGUCAAGAAAAUGUAGGUUUGGUGUCGCCUUUCUAUGGAAGCAAUAAGGUGAACCGGCCGCUGGAUUUUGAGAUGCAAUCCAUAGCACGUCAAAGUCUCGCAUCAACUGGGAAAGAAGGGACAAAUUUUAGCGAGUUGAUAAGGAAUCAGCCACCCGUCGCCACGUACACAGGCUUUGUGGAAUCCGAUAGGUUCCCAAAGGUCUUGCAAGGUCAAGAAAUUUGCUCAUUGAGAUCCCUGACUGGGAAAACUGAUUUCAACCUUGGUGCUUGGAGGAAAUCUGAUCUUGGUUGCAAUUUUCUCAACACGUAUCAAAGAGCCACACCCAAUUUCUACCCACAAGGUUCUGAAGGUGUUAGAAACAUGUUUAUUCCUUAUAAUGAUGUCUAUCGUGCUGGCCAAGAUCCUGUAAUGUACUCCUUUAUGAGCAACUUCCCAAGAGAAAAAGCUCCCUUCAACCCCUCUUCCAUUCAAAAUCGGGUUAUUGCGAGGGAUGAAGUGAGACAGCCAAAUCUAACAAGCAAGCAGAGGCCACAAGAAAUGAUUUCUGCACCUCUCAAUUCAGAGGCAAAUUUCGAAAGUAAGAAAGAUGAUACCUUAAAAGGCAUGAUGAGUUGUUGUAAACUAUUUGGAUUUCCCUUGACUGAAGAAAUUUCAAGUUCUAGUAAGAGGAGCUGCACGAAGGUUCACAAGCAAGGCAACUUGGUGGGAAGAGCCAUCGAUCUCUCAAAACUGAACGGUUAUGAUGACCUGCUUAUUGAACUAGAGAGGCUCUUUAACAUGGAAGGCCUCCUACGAGAUCCUGCUAAAGGAUGGCGAAUCGUGUAUACUGACAGUGAAAAUGACCUGAUGGUUGCUGGGGAUGACCCAUGGCACGACUUCUGUAAUGUGGUGUCCAAGAUCCAUAUAUACACCCAGGAAGAAGUGGAACAAAUGACAGCUCAUGUUAUCUUGGAUGAUACUCAAAGUUGUUUGGAAGAAGCACCACCGGUAAUGGAUGCAUCGAAGUCUUCAUCAGUGAGCCAGCCGGAUUCUUCUCCAACAGUCAUUAGGUUUUGAAUCCCAUGUUGGUUAAGUAUUCUGUUGAUGUCUUGUUAUGUACCUACUUAUCUCCUCUUGAACUGAGUACUAUCCUUUUCUUGGUUCCUGUAUUCUAAGUUUAGCAGUUGCACCCUGGGUUUGUUGGUGUAAGCCAGUACUUCAAACUUGUGUUGUCUGUUUAUGAACAUGUAGUUUGUAUGACUAAUGCCUUUUAGUUACAUGUAUUGUGCGUGGGGAUGGUGGAGGAUAGCCCAUUCUUGUUAUAUAUAACA